UAUAUAUGCUGGUAACUGCAUCCUCUGCGCUUUAUAGCUGUCACAGAGGGGCAAAGAAAGACAGUGAGAAAGACAGAAGAGAAGAAAAAACCUUACCAACUCGCUGGUUUUUCUGGUAAGAAGUCCUAAACUCUGAUACCCAUGGAUGCUGCAGAGUUCCGCAAGAGAGGGAAGGAGAUGGUGGACUAUGUUGCAGAUUACCUGGAGAAGAUAGAUAAAAGACAAGUCUUCCCAGAUGUGGAACCAGGAUAUCUAAGGCCCCUCAUUGCAGACUGUGCACCCCAGGAUCCUGAGAGCUUUGAGGAUGUCUUUAAAGACAUUGAGAAGAUCAUUAUGCCAGGGGUGACUCACUGGCACAGUCCGUACUUUUUUGCCUACUUCCCUGCAGCCUCUUCCUUCCCAGCUCUUCUUGCAGAUAUGUUGUGUGGUGGAAUAGGAUGUGUGGGCUUCUCUUGGGCUGCAAGUCCAGCUUGCACAGAGCUGGAGACUGUCAUGCUGGAUUGGCUAGGGAAGAUGAUUAAUUUGCCUGAAGAGUUUUUAGCAGGGAAGGAUGGCCACGGUGGAGGAGUCAUUCAGGGAAGUGCAAGUGAGGCCACCCUGAUUUCACUGCUUGCUGCAAGAACAAAAACUAUCAGACAGGUGCAGUCAGAAAAGCCUGAGCUAACAGAAGCAGAUAUCAUGGGCAGGCUGGUGGCCUAUGCUUCUGAUCAGGCUCAUUCAUCAGUGGAAAGGGCCGCACUAAUUGGUGCUGUGAAGAUUAAAAAUGUUUCUUCAGAUGAUACAUUCAGUGUUUGUGGUUCAGCCCUAAAGAAAGUUUUGGAUGAAGACAAAGCUGCUGGUCUUAUCCCAUUCUUUUUCUGUGCAACACUUGGAACCACACCUUCCUGCUCCUUUGACAAACUGUUAGAACUGGGUCCUAUCUGUAAUAAGGAAAAUAUCUGGAUGCAUAUUGAUGCAGCCUAUGCUGGGAGUGCAUUCAUCUGCCCUGAAUUCAGGCAUCUUUUAAAUGGAGUGGAGUUUGCAGAUUCAUUUAACUUUAAUCCUCAUAAAUGGCUCCUAGUGAAUUUUGAUUGCUCUGCUAUGUGGGUGAAGAAAAGAUCAGAUUUAACAAGUGCGUUUAAAUUAGAACCUCUGUACCUGCAGCAUCACCAUCAGGAGUCUGGCCUUGUAACAGAUUAUCGGCACUGGCAAAUCCCCUUGGGCAGGAGAUUCCGCUCCCUGAAGCUCUGGUUCGUGCUGAGGAUGUAUGGGGUCACGGGACUGCAGGAGCACAUCCGCAAGCAUGUCAGGCUGUCGCAUCAAUUCGAACAUUUAGUCCGUCAGGAUGAAAGAUUUGAGAUCUGUGCUGAAGUUAUCUUGGGACUAGUCUGUUUUCGGCUGAAGGGCUCAAAUGAACUAAAUGAGGCGCUUCUUAAAAGCAUAAAUGAGGCCAAGAAGAUUCAUCUGGUACCGUGCCACCUGCGAGAGAAGUUUGUGCUACGUUUCGCUAUUUGUUCCCGCAUGGUAGAAUCCACCCACAUCAAGUUUGCCUGGCAGCACAUCUCACAGCUGGCAACUGAUCUUCUGAAAACAUGGGAGCGAAACCACCACCAGCAGAAACAGCAGUGAAGUAGCAGUGGGGAGGAGGUAAUUAACUGGCUUUCUCUGUGUGGCCAAGUUUUAUUUUAGGGGCAGGUGGGAAAGUCAGGAUAUGAAAGGAAAAAAAAGAAACCAAAGCCUGUUGUUAUACAGCCCAGCUGCAGUAGCAAAAUCCUUGCCAGCAAGUUGUGUUGUAACCUUAAUCAUUCCUUCUCUGUACUGUGGUUUCAUCUUGCCUGUUUCCAGGGUGCAGAGAGCCAUGGAGGCUCGAGCUGUCAUUUCCUACCAGUUUGUAAUCAAGAGCAUUUACUGAACCAGGCAAUGGAAAUGUGUUAGUGGUCCCUCUGUUGUCCCCUUUAACCUUUAGCACACCCACUCCUUGCUUCACAGGGGAAACUGGGGGGUGUCAUCAAUUCAUUUAACAUUGCUGUGACUUCAGAAGAAUCCAAUUUGGGGAAAAUUCAGUAACCUGGUUCUAAUACUGUUCCGGUCCUAUCUAGGCAGGCUUGCGCAAAUGUUGUUGUCAUGAUCUGGGGCACUGUCAUGUCAUGACAUGCUGUUUGCUGCAGUACUUUUGUAAAUGAAGUUCGAGCUUCAAAACUUUCUUUGUUACACAGCCAGAUCAGGGGAGGGUGAGUACUAAAUGGGCACUAACUGUCCUUAUGGCAGGGUCCCUACUUUCUCCUAAAGGGUUUGCUUUUAAAACAGCCAUUUUGUCAAAUCUGGCAGCUGGUUUUCACUUUGAUCAUUCAUAAUGAGGCCUCCUAAAAACUCCUUCCUAAGAAUUUUGUCAAAAGCCACGUGCUACCUGGUAUUCUGUAUUUUUAACCAUGUUAUUAUAAGCAGUGAUUACUUGAAAAUAAUUAAGCUAUGUUCUGUGAAACGGAGUGGUGAUUUCUUUUUAUGGCUACCAUUCUGCUUACUUCAUUGUGUAAUAAAUCUUUGACAAAAUGUGCUAAGAAAUGUGAUGAAAAAAAUGUUCCUCUUUGUUUCUCAAUUUAGGUAACAAACAAGAUCUAGCAAAUCACAAUAAAAAUAGAAAUUAAGAGAACUAACCCUCAAAAUAUGGUGUGGUGUCCCCCCCAUGGUUUUCUUCCAUUAACAAUGACGCAUGGAAUAUGAAAAUAUCGGAAAACAACCUUCAGAGAAAGUCAAAUAAUGUGUGCUUGACACCAACCAUUGCUAUGUCGUACUGUCGAAGGCAGGUACAGUAAAAAGGUGAAAUGAAAGUCAGAAACCAUAUCUGACUUUAAUAAGUACUUCUGCAGUUUUGAAAACAUAAAUUCCAGGCAGUUAUUUCUGUGUAAGUAAGAUCAAAAUAAAUAGCUACUCCAAGAAAAGGAAUCUGUAGGAUUCAUUUCCACAUUUGCAUUUGUUUUAAUCUUCUCCUUUGAACAACUUGCACAAUUAUACAGCUUUCUUCCUCUGUCACUUGCAAAUAUAAUUCCUACAUUUGGGAAGCUGCAGGUAGACCAUGAAACAUGCACCAGGGCAGCUAAUUUGGCACACAGUCUGCUCCAAACCACUGUCUUUCCAGAAGGGAUUAAAGAAGUUGAGUAUGGAUCUGGUGAUUCCUAAUCACCUCACUUCUGCUGUGCAAAGCGCGGAGGGAUUAGGGUUAACGCAUAUGCAAAUGGUACGUGAGGGAUGUGCAUGAAUCCUGACAGUAAGGAAAAGUGGACCAAGCUCUGCACUUCCAAAAGGUCUGGCUGUGUGCCCAGGGGAGGCAGUGACAUGCCACCCUUCUGUAGGGCUCACCAGAGGCUAUGUUAUCCACCCAGAUGGAAAAGCUGGUUACUAUUUCUUUAAGGAAUUGCUUUCACAGGUAACAGAUGAAGCAAGGGAUGACAAAUGAAUCUGGCAAAAGCCUGUAAUAUUUGAGCAGGUGACUGAGCCAUUCCACCAGACGCUGCUCUCAGCUACAGGAUCAGAAAUUCUGAUGGCAUCAUUCUCGUUAGCAGAACCAAUAUGAAAUUAAGCUUUUCUGUAGUGGCACAAUGCAAUAGAUUGGUAGACUGAAGACAGCAGAAAAUGCUGGCAGUUGUUUCCUUUCUCUGUUAUCAGGUUUUUUUAAAGCAACAUUAUUCAGUUCUCCUGACUUGGGAAAUAAUGGUCCCAUAUGGUCCACAGUGGUACAAUUUUACAGCUUUUGCACUAUGACAACACUAGAAUCUAGGAGCCAGAGAAGAAUUACACCUUCUCUAUGAGACAGACCAGUGUUUUGUAUGUGAAAUAUCUAACCAGGUCUGCCUAGGAACAAAAAAAGAGAUCAGAUUCUGGUCAAAGCUAUCAUAGAGUAAAUCCAGGAUAAUUCCAUUGAAAUUAAAUGGAGUUGUUUUGGGCUUAAGUGACUAUAAUUGAAAUUAAAAUUCUAACUAAUAAGUAUUGGAAAAGAAGUGCAUAAGGUAAGGCAACACUAGGCUGAACAUAAGAGGAUUUUGGUGGAAAUCCUCUCCAUGGAAACUAGAGCAGAGGUGGAUGAUGCACGCCUGUGCGAGCCUCAGGCUGCUGUAGAACAGGGAUGCAGGCAGGAUCCACAUCCAAACCCAGGAAGGGUUAAAUGUUCCCAAGCGCCCAGAAUUAGAUACAGGUCUCUCUAGACAUUUGUGGUAAAAUGGUGCCAAAACCUGACAUUCAAUGAAACACUUUUCAGAUUACGGGUAUUAGUUUUACAACAGGCUGUUGUCCAGAUACCAGAACUUCUGGGAAAGAAUUUAGAAUAAGGGUUAAUUUAAAAUAUUAUAAAUGCAGUAAACGUUAUUUUAUUUUCAUUUUUAAGGAAGUGAUGUAAGUAAAUCUUCCCAGAAACUGCAGUGACAAGACCCCUGGAAUUACAUUUCCCCGUAGCCAGCCCAGUACAGAAAUCUGAAGUUCACAGUCCUAGUUUUUCUGAGGCGAUUUGAAUAUGUAAUUGGUGAAGGGCUUCUUAGGGUUCAGUCUCACAUACCCUCUUUUCCCCACCUGGUAAUUCCUUCAUAGACUAUUAAUGUUAGGUCAUCUGAGAAUGGGAUCUGGUCUAUGUUAUCGACUCCAGAACAAAAGUGUUGAAAAGAACAUUCUGAAAGAACAUAACUGCUGUUUCUGUUCUGUAGCUUUGCAACAUACCUGUGAGUGAGAAGUUCCGUGUUUAUGAAUAGUGAAUGUGUGAACCUGGAUUUAUUGUGCCUUGUGUGCAAAAGCUAAUGCAGUCUGUGCCGAUUAAUACUGUUUGAUGUUAAAAAUAACUACCAAAUCUCAGAGCUGUGCUUUAGUAGAAUAUCCACAUCUCGAGGGAGACAGUGUGGCUGCUGGAGAAGGGGAGGGGAAAGUAACUCCUCAGUCAACAUACAUUUGGGGUUGUUUUUGAACUAGUAGGGUGCUAGUGCCAUACUUACAUUCUUAGUAACAAUGAAAAAUUAUAAAUAUAUUUUAUUACUGAUGGUGAAAUAUUGAAAAGAUGUAUUUAUGAAAAUAUUGCUAAUAUAUUAUAUCUGAAAUGCAUUAUAAUUAUUAAAUUCCUAAUUUUCUCUUGCCUUUACAUAUAAGAUUCUGCUCAUGGUUGUUUUGUUGCUGUCUCCUCUAAGGAUACUGUACUUAUGAGUGGUACUUACAUUGCACUUGCCUUACAACAGCUGUCUAAACCUUGAGACGUGUAACUCGAAUUGCUCAAAGAAUUGCUCAAAGACAGGAACAUACGGGAAACAAAACUGAGAACCCUGAUGACCAGGGUGGUGGAGGCAGAUUAAAUAACCAUGGAUGGCUAAAAUCUACAUAGCAUAUAUAUAGUCUGUAUGACCUAAAUGGAAAAAUAAUCAGAUGUUUAGUGCUUUUUUAUUAUAAUUUGUUGAGUUCCUUUAAAAUCUGUAUCUAAGGACUACUUGAAUGGACACAUAGGUUUUAAUUGGC
Messenger RNA from Strigops habroptila (Kakapo), 5463 nucleotides. It is a transcript of the gene DDC, whose product is annotated as dopa decarboxylase. The record is from RefSeq and is a predicted model, not a curated record. NCBI's taxonomy places the organism in Eukaryota, Metazoa, Chordata, Aves, Psittaciformes, Psittacidae. The coding region runs from base 142 to 1608 and encodes 488 amino acids. The transcript has 14 exons. Gene Ontology annotation, molecular function: aromatic-L-amino-acid decarboxylase activity; pyridoxal phosphate binding. Gene Ontology annotation, biological process: amino acid metabolic process; catecholamine metabolic process; serotonin biosynthetic process.